UACCAGCAGAUUUUUGCGUGGCAUAUGAAAUGAAUUCCCAGUCGCACUAAAAAAUAAUAAAAAAUCGUUUAAGGAAGUGUGAAGUGCUUAUUAUAUGCUGAAAUAUUGUUUUAGGUAUUUUACUUUGAAACUAUUAAUAAAAAAAGCAAAGCAGGAGAAAAACAAAACGGAAAAUAACAACAUAACGAAUUUGGUGGUCAAAACAUUUGUUUGUAACAAAAAGAGAGCAAGUGAAAUUCAAAAGCAAUUGAAAUUUAUGAAUUCUGCAAAUUUCCUAAGAAAAUCUUAAACAUUUAAAAUGAUUUUUAAAGUCAGCGUAUGCAUUUAUUUAGUAGUAUCAACAUUUAACUACUUAGCCAAUGGGUUAACAAAAUUCUCCAGUUCGGGAUAUCACAUCGUUCAUAACGACCUCCCAGCAAAUCACAUGUUCCGAUUUCUACAAGGGAACGCACCUCGUUACAGAAGUCCACCGCCUCCGCCAAUAUUGCCACAAGGAAUACAAGGUAUUGCUAUGUUUGGCCAAACAUCCCCUGCGCCAGGAAACCCGUUUGCUCAGUUCAAUCCAGCUUAUGGUGCACAUUUCCCCACCGGUGGAGUUGCGGUGUGUGCUAUUCCUCCACCUCAAUGCCAGAAAUCGGCUUAUCGAACGAUGGACGGCUCCUGUAAUCAUCUCGAUAAUCCUCAAGCGGGAGUUGCAAAUACGAGAUAUGGACGCCUGCUCUCCCCAAAAUACGGAGAUGGCAUUUCAUCGCCUACCCGAGCAAUAACAGGCGCAGAGUUACCGAAUGCAAGACUUGUUUCACUAGUCGUUUUUAACGAAUUGGAUGUUCCGGAUCCGGAAUAUACACUAGUAAAUAUGCAAUGGGGUCAGAUAAUGACACACGAUAUGAGUAUGCAGGCUGGAGGAACACAAGGCAGGCAACAUCCAACACGCUGCUGUACUGACGAUGGUCGACUUAUCACCACGGGUGAAGCACACUCGACAUGCUUCCCUAUUGUGAUACCACCAAACGAUCCCGCAUACUCACAAGUGGGUACUGAAUGUCUUGACUUUGUGCGAACGCUCACAGAUCGCGACAUUAAAUGCUUCUAUGACAAUGGUCCAGCGGAACAAUUGACAACUGUAACAUCGUAUGCCGAUCUGUCGCUCGUUUACGGCAAUUCUAUACAACAGAAUAGUGAGAUACGGGCUUUUCAGGGCGGCCGAAUGUUAGUUGAUCAACGAAAUGGUGCCGAAUACUUGCCUCCAUCGCGCAAUGGGACUGGAGAUUGCGAUGCGGCUCCGCCCGGUGAGGUUUGCUACCAAGCUGGUGACAUCCGUGUCAAUCAAAAUCCAGGUUUAGCCAUUUUACACACUAUUUUGUUACGGGAACACAAUCGCAUCGCCGAUACUUUGGCUAAACUUAAUCCCCAUUACAACGAUAGGACUUUAUUUCAAGAAGCACGAAAGAUAAAUAUCGCCCAAUAUCAACACAUAAGCUAUUAUGAGUGGUUACCCAUAUUUCUAGGUUCAGAAAAUAUGUUAAAGAACCGACUUAUAUACAAAACAGCAUCAAAUAAUUUUAUAAAAGAUUUCGAUAGCUCAAUUGAUCCGUCCGUCUUAAAUGAGCAUGCGACUGCAGCGUUUAGAUAUUUUCACACACAAAUUGAAGGUCGAUUAGAUUUGGUUUCUGAGCUGCGGUCAGUUCUGGGGUCAUUAAGAUUGAGUGAUUGGAUGAAUCGACCAGCCAUAAUUGAAGUUGGUGACAACUUUGAUUCUUUAACUCGAGGGCAUGCAACACAACCCGAAGAAUUAACCGAUAUAAAUUUUGACAGAGAGAUUAAGCACUUUUUAUUGAGACGAAAUAGGCCAUUCGGAAGUGACCUACGAGCUAUCGACAUUCAGCGAAAUCGGGACCAUGGACUAGCAUCUUACAAUGAUUUACGAGAAUUUUGUGGUCUAAAACGAGCCAAUAGCUGGGAGGACUAUGGUGAUCUUAUAGAGCGCGAGGUUAUAGAAAAAAUGAAAACCCUAUAUGCCAGUCAUGAAGAUGUAGACCUUACUGUGGGAGGGUCAGUGGAAGCACAUGUAGCAGGAGCUCUUGCUGGCCCAACAUUUCUUUGCAUUCUUACAGAACAAUUCUAUCGCACACGCGUUGGCGAUCGCUUUUGGCAUGAAAAUGGUGAUCCAUUGACAGGUUUUACAGAGGAACAACUAGCUGAAAUACGGAAAGCAAGCAUGGCGCGUUUAUUGUGCGAUAAUGGUAACCAAAUCACCUCAAUGCAGCCAUCAGCUUUUAAAACUAUCUCCAAAUCAAAUCCCGUUGUGCCAUGCUCGGAUAUUCCACAAGUUGAUUUGACAAAAUGGAUUGAUCAAAAGCCAUUUGUACAACCAAGUGACACUUUAAAUGUCAUUCCAUUUCAUUAUGGUAACUGAUGAAGAAUUCAGUGGCCAUGCCAAAUGCACACACAUGUAUUCAGGAGACUUAACCGAAUAAUACUUCUAUCGCUCGUUUACUUCAAUGUCAUAAUAUUCAAAAAAAAAAAGUAAAAAAAAAAUUUGAUAGGUAUGCAGAAAAUGCAAGCUAUUUUUUAUGCUGUGUAAAAAUUCAUGACUCGGUAGAUAAAAAUAUGUCACAUAAUAAAUAACUUUGAAGCCGUUUUUCUCCACAUUUUGGUUUUUGACACUAUUGAAGUAAAUGAGUGGUAUGUUGUCAAUGAUGAGAAUAUAUGAAUAAACACUUAAAUAAUUGAACACGCAAAGGUGUACGUGUAUAUAGCAAAGGUGUGCGUGUAUAACACUAGUAUUUAGCGAAAUUAUGUUUCCCGAAAUAAGUAUUUUUGUAUUAAUUAUUAUGCAUCCUGCAGUUUUUAUUCAAUGAAGUAAUAGAACUCAAACAUUGAGCCUAGUGAAUAUUAUAUAAUUAUAUUUCGAAAAUAUAGCAGUUGUACGAAAUAAGAACAUACAUACAUUCUUUGUCUUUGAGUUACAGGUAUUACCAACAUUAAAUAUAUACAAACAUCGAAUUAUUAAAUAAAACACAGUGCGAACAGACACUGUGAAAUA
Molecule: messenger RNA, 3046 nt
Organism: Anastrepha obliqua
Lineage: Eukaryota; Metazoa; Arthropoda; Insecta; Diptera; Tephritidae
Product: peroxidase
Exons: 10
Coding region: 299-2416 (705 amino acids)
Biological process (GO): response to oxidative stress
Molecular function (GO): heme binding; peroxidase activity
Source: RefSeq, a predicted model, not a curated record